GCCAGAUUAAGUUAUGGGGGUUAUUCAACUUUCCCAAGAUACAAUUUUCAGGAUUAAAAGCUCUCAAGUGAUCACAUCUGCCACUGCUGCUCUAAAGGAGCUGGUAGAGAAUGCUCUGGAUAGUAAGGCCACAAUUCUUAGUAUUCGUUUGGAAGACCAUGGUUUGAGGCUACUGGAAGUAAAAGAUAAUGGAUUGGGUAUCUCUGAAGCAGAUUUGUCGCUUGUCUGCCUUCCUCACACGACUUCUAAAAUACACAGCUUUGGUGAUCUAGAAGACCUAUCUUCUUAUGGAUUUCGAGGUGAAGCCUUGUCUUCACUAUGCCAGCUAGCCUCUGUAAGCAUCACCACCAGACAACAGCAGGCAUCUGUUGGUCAGUGCUGCACAUUUUCAUCUCAUGGCAAGAUCAUCACAAAGAAAAUUGCUGCGUGUAAUGUUGGAACUACAGUGUUAGUAACCAAGCUAUUCCAUGACCUCCCUGUACGUCUAAAGUAUCACUGCGACGUGCGGCGCAAGAAGGAACAGCUCAAGAAAAUAGAGGGUCUGCUCAUGGCCUAUGCUAUUGCGCACCCUGCAUUGCACCUCUCCGCUACUCAUGAAAAACAACCAUUUAUACGCAAAUGUGCAGCCACUAACACCCUCAACGCAAUGCAUGCCAUCUUCCCAGAAUGUGCCAGCAGCUUCACAAACAUCAGCAGGAACAAAGAUCAGAUAAAAAUCUCCGUGCAUUUGCCCCGCACUUCCUCCCUCAAAUCAAGACCCCAGGACAAAAACAAUUCACAGGAGCAUCGUCCCUCUGCCGCAAACAAAUCCAGUAAAAAAAAUCUGCAGACCUUGCCGCCCUAUUGCCAUCCAUCCACUGACAGACUUUUUGUUAUAAUUAACGGUCGACCAGUGACUCAUAAACAAGUUCAAAAGAAAGUGAAAGAUUUUUUUGGUGCAUCUCAACCGAAGUAUUCGGGUCGGUGGCCCGUUGGUGCCGUGAUCAUCACCGCGCCACCGCAUCUCAUUGAUGUCAACCUCGAACCCAACAAGGACCGAGUGCUCAUAAAUGGAGAGGAAGUUAUUUUGGAGCUCCUGACGGAGAUCCUUGUAGAAAUAUACGGUCCUAUGAUUGAAGAGGCAAAUCCUUCUGAUGAGCAAGGGAAGUCCGGCUCAAAAAUUCAUUCAGGGGAAGAAUCAUUAUGCAGCGAUGAUUCUAUGGACAAAGAAAAUACGGACGCCGCCUCAGAUGAUUCAACUUGCGGUCAAUUUAGCUCCAGCGCAGUUGUUCGUAGCAAUGCAAGCAAUUUCACAAAUUUGAUGGCUGGUAAAAAAGUAAUUAAUAAUAAAAAUAUCAUUACUGCACCCUCUGACCUCUCUGGAACUGAUGUGAAUAAAUCCAAAGAAAAAUUAUACUUUAAAAAUUCAACUAGAAGAAGCAUAAUGAUAGGUGAAACUGAUGAACCAUCAAUGGUUGAAAAGAAUACUGAGAUUGACGGGACAAAGAGUAAUAAAGUUACUUAUCCUGAGAACUCUCUACUAAUUAAUGAAAAGGACAAAAAUUCUUUGAAGACCGAUAAUUUUCUGCUCACAGCCGACGAGCAAAACACUCUUCACGAAAUUCUGUCUCAAGUGGACUGUACUAGCAUCGUUGAGCAGCGGAAAACCAUUAAUGAUGAUGGUGAAGCCGAGCCCUCUUUAUUGCGUGGUGUGAGUGGUGACAUCGACCCUGUGGCGUGGAGUAAGGGCCACGUGACUGGUGAUGAUGGCAUCAACAUCGAGAGUAUUCGAGUUGCCGGAUCGGGCUCUUCGCUAGCCCGAAGGAGAGGGCGCGAGGACGAGCUUGUAAGAAACAUGGAAUCUCCGGCAAAAAAAGCGAAAAUUAAUUGUGAUGAAAACACGACAUAUCGCCAAAUAGAGCCGUUUGAGUCUGUUCAGAAUAUAGAUCAUGUCACAAGAGAAUCGGCUAGUGAUCUUGGUCAGUGUCUUUUAGAAUCAACUCGGAUUGAUGACAAUCAUGAAAAAGGUAUAAAUAGAAGUGAAGAUCAGCACCCAUUGAAGUCUUCGCUAAAUAUUGAUGAAGGAAAAUUGAACUCUGAUAUGAUGCAUACUCAACGCCAGUUUGGACCUCAUGAUAAUGAUGUCGAGACACAAGAAAAAAGCUCCAAAUCUGGGCAGAAUCAAACUAAGUUGUACAUGGAUGAUGAAGAAAGUUCCGCAAGUGCUUCCGACUCUCUUUUGACUCACGAUCAAAAUAAGAGCUCACAGAAGAAUGCCAUGGAAGCGAACAAUACGCACUCUUUGAAUCGUUCUUCGUCCCUGAGCAGUGCAACCACUUCACCAGCUACACUUGGCCAGUCUCCUUCUGGCCUCCGUCUCUCGUGGGCGGACAGACAGGCUGUCAAAGCUGUGGCGGCCACGACGGCCAAGGAGAGGUGGCCAUACGGAGGACACCUUGUCAGCAAACCUGUGUCCGCCUUCGCCUCUUUUGCUAAGCACGUCCGCGGUGACGUGUUACGGGAGUUCGCGGGUGCUGACUUUACGGUCAUCGGUCGAGAGAUCGCUGCGCGCUGGAAGGCUCUGGACGCGGAGACGCGCCGCGUGUUUGAAAACAAGGCCAAGGCGGACGAGGCUCGAUAUUACAGCGAGAUCAGGCAGCUAAGAGAUCGCGAGUUUGGGUCCAACAACAGCAAUCUAAACAAGAGCGGCGCCCUGAACGGGUCCAUGGAGAGGUUUUUGUCUCCGGUUCACGGUGGUAGCAAGAGCCUCCCAUGCCCCAAAACAACUAAAAACCAGCCAAAUUUAGACGAGGAGAGCGGCAUGCAAGGGAAGAGGCUCGUCGCUCCCUCCCUCAGGCCGUGGCAGGAUCGCUGCCUUGUCACGCACGUCACUCUUGGCGACAUUAAACGAGCCCUCCAACCUGCCAAGAGUUCAAGUUCAAAAUCGAGUGAAUUUCGAGUGAUAGGCAAGAUUUACUACCCGUCGAUUUCUCCGCGGGAAUUGGACAGCGUGGCAAAACAAGAUAUGCUAAAAAAUUUUACAAGUAAUACUGUUAAGAGCGCCAGCAAUAAAGAACUGUGCUGCGUGUGUGUGGAGGGGCGCUCUGUGUAUGGUGUACGGUGUGGUGCUCUGUCCGAGCUCCUCGAGUGCUAUGAACUCCUGGAGACUUACAGCCUGCCUGCCGCCCCUCUCACCGACGCUCUUCCCUUCAAUGAGAGCUCGAUGGGUCGUAGUAACUGGCAGGCUUUGUUGCGGCUGCCUCGCUGUCCAGCUGUUGAUAUCAACGCGUCAGCUGUUGGUAUCAACACAUCAUCAUCUGUUGGUAUCAACACUUCAGUUGUCACUGACGAGCGGCUAACCUGCAAUGGAUUUGAUGUCGUCCUCUACACGAAUAACGAAGUAGUCUCCCACGGCGAGCUCGUAGGUGCUGCUUCGAACGUCGCCUUCUAUGGAAUGAACGAUCUGAGGGAAGUCCUGUCUUACAUCGCCUCCAACCCUCAAGCUACCCUCAUACAAACUCGCCCUUUGAAACUACGCCAUUGGCUCCAGGCUGAAAGUAUGCGGAGGACGCUCUCUACUGCCACGGACUGCACCAAUAUCCUUUGUCAGCUCCGGAUGUGGCGGCAGUACUCCCGCAAAUACUGCCGAGCUACUGCUACCAAUGAUAAUACUGCUACCAAUGAUAGUACUGCUUCAAUUCUUUCCACUGCUACGGCUAUUCCUUCAUCUGUUAUAAGUAAUGAUGCCACUUCAGCCGUUUUAACCGAAUCGGCGUCUUCUGCUUCUUACACGCCUUUAUCUGAUACUCCAUCACGCUUGAGGGAAAGCAAUAUCGAAUCUCCGCGUGGAAACAAUCCGGGCGGUUUCACCAUUCAUACAAGUCAAAGUCUGCCUCCCUCUUGUAUCGAGAGCUCAAGCAACUCUUCAGAAGAAGCCAUUUCAUCUCGGUUGAAAUUCCUGCAGCCUCUAGCACAGGCACACGAUUCUGCUCCAUUAGAAGUGGUGGGGUUACCAAAUCCCGAGCUUUGUCUCCACAACAAACCUAUAUUACAUUUGCUGUAUAAUUUGGAUGAAUUGCCCGGAUCCCAGUCGUCUCGGUAGUUGUAUCUGAGAGCGAAGUUGCGCGAGUAUAUCGCGAAUAAAUGUCGAGUUUUCAACAGAAUUUGUAAUGGAAUUGAUUUGUAUCUUCGCGAGACUCUGUUUUUAGCGCAUUUUCUCAUUUAUGAAAAAAAUGCACUAUUGUGC
Molecule: messenger RNA, 4225 nt
Organism: Hyalella azteca
Lineage: Eukaryota; Metazoa; Arthropoda; Malacostraca; Amphipoda; Hyalellidae
Product: mismatch repair endonuclease pms1
Exons: 19
Coding region: 14-4081 (1355 amino acids)
Biological process (GO): mismatch repair
Cellular component (GO): MutLalpha complex
Molecular function (GO): ATP binding; mismatched DNA binding; ATP-dependent DNA damage sensor activity
Source: RefSeq, a predicted model, not a curated record